AAUUAAUUCUAUCCAUAGCAGCCAUGGCCGAGAAGGUAGCCCUGAUUAUUGCUGACUUAAGCAUCGGAGUGUCUACCUCGAGGACCCACCUCGGGGCUUUGCAGGUCGAUCCGGAGUGCAUACGUGGACUAGGAGGGUUGCAGCUCUUCAUCGGUAAACAGAAGAAGUUUGAGUGGACUCAAGAAUGCUACGCCGCAUUCGACGAGCUGAAAUCUUAUCUUAGCUCACCACCUCUACUGACUAAAGCCAAAGAUGGAGAAAUCCUCUAUUUAUAUCUGGGAAUUCAAGAUGAAGCCAUUAGUUCGGUUCUGGUGAGAGAAGAAGCCAAGCAGCAGAAACCAAUAUAUUAUAUCAGCAGUGUGCUGCAUGGAGCCGAGUUGAGGUAUCCUAUAGCUGAGAAAGCAGCCUUAGCAGUUGUCACUUCGGCCAGAAAGUUGAGACCGUAUUUCCAGUCGCACCCGAUCAUUGUUCUUACAGACCAACCCCUUCGGCAGAUUCUGCAAAAGCCUGAGUGUUUUGGAAGAUUAAUUAAAUGGGCAGUAGAGCUGGGGGAAUUUGAGAUAACAACCUUAUAUGUUGAUGGGGCAUCCAGUAGCAAAGGUUCAGGAGCUGGUGCUCUCUUGAUCGGCCCAGAUGGAUACCGAAGUGAACAUGCUUUGAAAUUUAACUUCGACGCAACAAACAACAUGGCUGAGUAUGAAGCCUUGCUACUUGCUCUGGUGGCCGAACUGAAGUGCAAAUUCCAGAAAUUCUGCCUGAGCAAAAUCCCCCGAAUUGAGAAUGAACAGGCAGAUUCACUCUCUAAGUUUGCCUCUGAUAGUUCUUCACAUUCCAGAUCAGUUUUUGUGGAGGUCUUAGAUGAACCAAGCUUCAUGAAGCCACGGGAGGCAAUGAAGUUGAGGAAGAAAGUAUCUUGGUAUACACUUGUCGAUGGGGUCCUCUAUAAGCGAUCUUUCUCUCUACCUCUUCUACGGUGCUUAAGCCCCUACGAAGCGGAGUAUGCACUUCGUGAAGUACAUGAAGGUGUUUGUGGAAGUCACGUAGGUGCUCGAACUUUGGCUUAUAAAGUCCUCAGACAGGGUUAUUAUUGGCCAAACAUGUACAAGGAUGCCACUCAGUUUGUACAAAGGUGUCAGAAAUGUCAGUUCUUUGCGCACCUGACUCACCAGCUUGCAGAAGAGCUCACUACUCUGGUAGCACCAUGGCUAUUUGCUCAGUGGGGAUUGGAUCUUUUGGGUCCGUUCGUGAAAGGGGUUGGUGGUGUAACCCACCUGAUUGUUGGUGUAGAUUAUUUCACAAAAUGGGUCGAAGCUCGGCCAUUAUCCAGUCUUACUUCCAAGCAGGUCGAAGACUUUGUUUUCAGCUCAAUCAUCUGCAGAUAUGGGAUCCCGAAUCAGAUUGUGGCUGAUAAUGGAACCCAAUUUAACUGCACCUCUUUUCGAGAUUUUUGUUCCAGCUACGGGAUCAAAUUGCAGUUCACCUUGGUUUACCAUCCGGAGUCCAACGGCAUGGUCGAAUCUGUUAACAAAUGCAUCUUAGAAAGUUUAAAGCCGAGGUUGGAACAACACAAGGCCAAAUGGGCGGACGAGCUCAACAACGUCCUCUGGGCAUACAGAAUCACGAGCCGAACUGCCACAGGUGAAACACCCUAUCAUCUGGCCUUUGGUACCGAAGCAGUCAUUCCUAUCGAGAUAGGAGUUCCAAGCUUCAGGGUCAUUCAUUUCGAUGAAGGACGAAAUGGACAACUGCUUCGGGAGAACCUUGAUCUGCUUGAUGACGUUAGAGAAGAAGCAAGACUUCGAACUCUAGUUUACAAGCAGAAAAUAGCAAACUUCUACAACAAACGAGUUCGACCCCGAACAUUCAAAGUAGGAGACCUUGUUCUCAGGAAAGCAGGUCUGACGGGGUUCGAAACUCGAUUCGGCAAGUGAUGCAAGGAUCAAAAUGAUAUUAGUUUCAUUUCCAUUUAGGAUUUAUUUUGUUAUUUAUAUUUUUCAGAUUUAUUUUAGUUGGAACAAACAAAACUUAGUUAUUAUU
Messenger RNA from Rubroshorea leprosula, 2037 nucleotides. The record is from the annotation of a GenBank genome assembly. NCBI's taxonomy places the organism in Eukaryota, Viridiplantae, Streptophyta, Magnoliopsida, Malvales, Dipterocarpaceae.